GGACGGACCCAAAAUGCUUGCUGCGCCCCCUCCAACACAGGAAAAAAAAACCUUGAUACUUCGCAGGUAGCUUUCGGUUUCUUCCUUUUUUUCGUGCGCUGACUGUUCUUCUCUUCUCUUUCCUCGCUCCUCUCGCUACUAUUCAAGGCACUGUACUAUCCCUUCCUUGCUAAUCUCCUUCUUCCAAGCUUUUAACUGUUCACAUCAGAAUGGCCUUACAAUCAGCAAGCAACCCAACUACCCCUAGUGCCCAAGUGGUUGGAAAUGCUUUUGUUGAGCAGUAUUACCAUAUUCUUCACACCUCACCAGAAUUAGUUUAUAGAUUUUAUCAGGAUUCAAGUGUGCUCAGCCGGCCAGAUGCCAAUGGUAUGAUGACAUCAGUGGCAACCAUGCAAGGUAUCAAUGAGAAGAUACUUUCUCUGAAUUUCAAGGACUAUAAGGCAGAAAUAAAAACAGCAGAUGCUCAAAAAUCUUAUAAAGAAGGGGUUACUGUGUUAGUAACUGGAUGCUUGAUGGGCAAGGACAACUUGAAAAGGAAAUUUGCUCAGUCAUUUUUUCUUGCACCACAAGACAAUGGGUACUUUGUUUUGAAUGAUGUUUUCAGGUAUGUGGAGGACAAUGAACCAUUGGAGAAUCACCCAGUUAAUGGUAUUGAUAACACCUCAACUGUCCCCUCCAUCCCAGAUUCAGAGCCUUCUCAUGUUCCUGAUCCUCCCGCACCAGACCCAGCAAUAUCAAUUGUGGAACAAGAUAAAAAUGUUGCUGAGGAAGUUAAUGAUCCUGUGGACUCUGAGAAACAGUUAAUUUAUGAAAAAGAGGUGGUCGUGGAAUCGGAAUCUCAUUCUAAUGGGAAUGAUGUUUCUGUAGUUGUUGAAUCGACUUCUUCUGCCACUCAAGAGGACACUCCAAAAAAAUCUUAUGCAUCAAUUGUUAAAGUGCCACGAGGGAGUUCAGGUCCAACAAAAGUUUAUGUACCUACUUUUGCUCGAAAAGUGACUUCUAAGAAACCUGAGGAUCAGUCUGUGUCAGUACCACCUGCCACAGAGCCUGAAGCAUCAGUACCAAGUAGCACUGGAACCCCUGACAGUAGCAAUGCUCAAGAGGAGACUGAAGGCCACUCCAUUUACAUCCGUAAUUUGCCGUACAACAUGACGCCUGCUCAGCUCGAGGUGGAAUUUAAGAAAUUUGGACCGAUCAAGCAAGGUGGUAUCCAAGUCAGAUAUAAUAAGCAACAAGGAUACUGUUUUGGUUUUGUUGAAUUUCAUUCAUUGAGCUCCAUGAACAACGCUAUUCAGGCAUCACCCAUGACUAUUGGAGGGCGUCAAGCAGUUAUCGAGAUAAAGAGAACCUCCACUCGAGUUGGUAGUGGAAGAGGUAGGUUUCCUUCUGGAAGGGCAGGAUUUCGAAGUGACAGCUUCAGGGGCCGUGGGAAUUUUGGGGGUAGCCGGAGUUUUGGCAGGAACGAGUAUGGAAACCGGGGUGAAUUUUCUGGUAGAGGCAGGAGUUCAACUGGGAGAGGUGAAGGUUACCAGCAAUGGAGAGGGAGAGGUGGCCGUUCAAGCGGGGCGAAGCAGAACCCAAAUUCUGCAUGAGAUCUAACAACUUGAUUUUUUGGGUAACGUACUUUUGAUAUCAGCAGUGCUUAACACUGGGAAAGAUUAAAAGUCUGUUUUUGUUUUAGGCAUAUUCAUUUGAGAAAUAACUUGUGGAUGCUGAAUUGGAGUAAUGUUGAGAUGGCACAGUUUUAGAAUCUCGUUUAUACAAUUAGGGUAGGCCCAGAAUUUUCCCUAGAUGAUUUAAAAAUCAUCUUUCAGAUUUGUUAGAAACUUCUGUCAUUACUUUAAUGGUGAAGUAGCAUAGUUUUAAUCUUAGGUAGCUGUAAUGAUUCAGAAAUUAAUCAAUUUGCAAGAAUGUCUUAUGACUC
Molecule: messenger RNA, 1924 nt
Organism: Manihot esculenta (cassava)
Lineage: Eukaryota; Viridiplantae; Streptophyta; Magnoliopsida; Malpighiales; Euphorbiaceae
Product: nuclear transport factor 2
Exons: 9
Coding region: 210-1592 (460 amino acids)
Cellular component (GO): ribonucleoprotein complex; cytosol
Molecular function (GO): mRNA binding
Source: RefSeq, a predicted model, not a curated record